AUGCAAACAUUAUUUAGGGGAACAAUAUUAGGAGUUCCAGCAGCAGGUAAAGGAACAAUAUCUAAAAAAAUAAUAGAAAAUUUUGAUAUUGUACACGUAUCAACCGGAGAUUUAUUUAGACAAAAGAUAGAAAAAUCGGAUUCAGUGGGAAAAGCUGUUGCUAAAUAUAUUUCCGAUGGUAAACUCGUACCUGACGUAUUCGUUGUUGACAUUAUAUUAAGUAAAAUAAAAGAAGAAUUAUAUGAUAAAAAUUUCCUUCUCGAUGGUUUUCCAAGAACAAUAAAACAAGCGGAAAAACUAUUUAUGUCGUUCCCGUUAACAAUAGCAAUUAAUUUAAUUGUACCACUUGAAGAGAUACUUAAAAGAGCCGAAGGACGACUUGUACACGUUCCUAGUGGAAGAAUUUACAAUAUCAUUUUUCGUCCACCUAAGGUUGCAGGAAAGGAUGAUGUUACAGGGGAACCAUUGUUAAGGAGACCCGAUGACGAACCGGAAAAAAUUCACGAAAGGUUAAAGAUUUAUUAUGAAAAUACACAACCACUUGUUGAUUAUUUUAAAAAAAAAGGAAUAUUAAAAAAUUUUGAUGGGACUUCAAGUGAUAAAAUGUGGGAAAACAUUAAUAAAGAAAUAUUAAAACAAUUAAAACCUAAAUCGUGA
Messenger RNA from Pediculus humanus corporis (human body louse), 657 nucleotides. RefSeq names its product GTP:AMP phosphotransferase, putative. Gene Ontology annotation, biological process: nucleobase-containing compound metabolic process. Gene Ontology annotation, molecular function: ATP binding; AMP kinase activity. The record is from RefSeq and is a predicted model, not a curated record. Gene Ontology annotation, cellular component: cytoplasm; mitochondrion. NCBI's taxonomy places the organism in Eukaryota, Metazoa, Arthropoda, Insecta, Psocodea, Pediculidae. The coding region runs from base 1 to 657 and encodes 218 amino acids. The transcript has a single exon.